Messenger RNA from Numida meleagris (helmeted guineafowl), 10652 nucleotides. It is a transcript of the gene B3GALT2, whose product is annotated as beta-1,3-galactosyltransferase 2. Gene Ontology annotation, molecular function: N-acetyl-beta-D-glucosaminide beta-(1,3)-galactosyltransferase activity. Gene Ontology annotation, cellular component: membrane. The transcript has 2 exons. The record is from RefSeq and is a predicted model, not a curated record. The coding region runs from base 2751 to 4019 and encodes 422 amino acids. NCBI's taxonomy places the organism in Eukaryota, Metazoa, Chordata, Aves, Galliformes, Numididae.
UCCUUUAAAAGUAAAGAGUGGGUGAACAAAAGAAAUGGUGCACUAAGAUGUAAAAAUUCCAAAUUCAACUUGUUCUUGUCACAAGAUGACAAGUUUGACAUAAACAGGCAACAGCUCUGCCUGAACUUCACAGCCUACGCACAACUGAUAUGGUCAUAUCACUUGAAAGCCAGAACUAACAUCAUUCCCUUCUACCUAGAAAAUAAAUGGCCCUUGAGAUUUUUGUACCUUUAGUAUUAGCAUUUAUGGAAAAAGACAAACACCAGUAAGUAAAUGUACUACUGAGAAUUCACAGCCCUUUGGAAGUGCCCCUUAGGAAUGGUGGAAGCACUAGUAAAUUAAGUCAGCAGAAGCUUAAGUCAGUGGAAACACUAUGGAUUUCAAUGAGCUUUCUGUUGAGAUUUAGUCUUUUUUCCCAAAUACGUUCUUUUAUGUCUGACCUCAACAUUGAAAAUAACCAGAUAUACAUGCACCCGGUAUUCAGAAAUACUACUUGCAUCAGAGUAAGUCAACACAGGUUAAGUUAACCACAAGCAUAUCUCACUGCCCUACUGGUAGCCUAGAAUACAGCAAGCUGAUAGUGCUAACCUCUCUCUGUCAUGUUUGUAUACACACAGCAACGGACUAUAUACCCUACGUAAUAUACAGAAAUGUAAGAAUAAGAAACAGUGUGUUUAAGUUGCAAAUCCAGUAGAUAGCGCACACAUACAACCUUUCAAAACACCGGUUCUGAAUUAUUCAUGGAAGUCCCAGGACAGUAAGCCGUGCUGGCUGGAGGCACCUCCCCUCCCACUCCAUUCCCUCGCUAACUGCCUCCCACCCCACCCUCCAGCUUUAUUUUUUGACAUAAAAGAUUUGUAGAAUGGAGGAGAUUAAAGUCUUUAUUGAUAUGCACGUUUAAUUUGUACUAAGUAUUUGGGGAAUAUGUCCGUGUUCCUCUAACAGUCUCAGAUAAGAUAGGAUUUGCAGAAAACGUCCUUAGGACAGGAAAUGCAUACAUUAAAUAGAAGACUAAAUUAACAAGAAAUAAGUAUGCAUAGGUGAUUUAGGGGAAUUUAAGUCUGAUUAUGUUUCUAGUAAAUUAUCAGAAUACACACCUAGAAUAAUAAAAUGCAGUGACUGUCUGAAGCAACCUUGUGUGCUAGUGAAGCAAGCACCUCCCCAAUCCAACCAACCAAGAGACCAGAUGAUAGACCCAUUACAUUUUCUUUAUGCUUUGGCUAAACAAACAAACAAGCAAAUCAGUCCAAAGCACUAAAUUCAUUUCCUUUUCAAAAAAAGGAUGGACAAACACUUGGGUAGGAAUGCUGCUAGCUUGCCAUCUUCAGCAUCCCCUACUGAGAGAUUUUUAAAAGACAGUAAAUAUAAUGAGGCGCUUCAGCACAGAAGGGCCCGUCACUGACGGGAUAGAAGUGACAGGAACCCAAAUCUCAUUAGGAGCAGAAAAACAAAUUCUAUAAUAUAGAUAUGCCUGUAACAUAAGACACUUUCUGAUCCAUCAAUAAUUGAAAUCAAGCUUAAGAGCUUAUACGUGAGUGCUAUACAACUUAAUUGACUAACCUAAGGUUACAAAAAGCAGUAGAAAUAUGAAACGUGCAAAGGAAGUAUGAGCAAAGAAAUUUUUUUUUCCUCACCAUAAAAUAACAAAAAAAUUAUACUGAGGGCACCAAAAGGGUUAAAUCAAGCUUUGGUGUUUAAAUGCUUUUAAUUCCUUUGCAAAGCUGAACAGCCUUUACAAUACCGAAAUAGAACAUCUCGCAUUAAAAAUCCCCCAGAGAAUCCUAAGUAAAAGUGUCAAGGAAAAGUGAAAACAAUUUGAAAAAACCCUCAAUCAUUCAUUUAAUCAUCAUACAAUUUUUAUACUAUUCACCUAUCAUUGUGCUUGUGCUGAAUAUGUAUCAUUUAUCAAAUAGGAGGCAGAGCCUGUAAAGGUUUCUGGCUGCCUUUGGAUUUAGUCAAAAUGAAUGCAAACAAUCACGUGGGAUUCAGCCAAGCAGUGACGUUAAAUUCUGCUCUGUCAGAAGACAGCAUCUGUCAAAGCCCACAUUUAAACUGCUGCCUGCCUGUGCAGCAGCCGAAGGACUACGGAAUGGAUUUAAUAGACCAGACUCCUCGGUUAAAACAGCUCGAAACCAUUUCUACUACUGCCUAGCAACAAUGCAGGAGGGAAGAGGCAAAUCCUAUUACUAAAGGCAACUGAACCACUACAUGCUAGCACUCACUGCUAACAUUACCGUUAGAAAUAUGGAUACUGGCAAGGGGAGAACACAGCACUGCAUUGUCCGACAAGGGAAACACCAGAUGUAAAAGCUCCAAUCUAUCAGCUGGGAACGCCACACAGCCCCGAUCGUCUGAGCAGGAACAAGAACUACUGUCCUUUUGUUUGAAGGAUGAACAAAAAGCCCCAAGACAAGGACAACACUUAUGAGCAAGGAAGGUAACACAGCAACGAGCCGACAGAUGGACAGAUUGGAUAUUGUGAAAAGCAAUCGCAGGAAGCAGACUGUUGGGGGAUGUGCGCAUGUUCGAUAGCAUCUUUUUUGCUGAAGUGAUGGCGUGCCAAAACUAUUUUCUGUGGGUAUAAUCCUCGCACCAUAAAUGGCCUGACCAGGGAAGAGAGCCAUUUGCAGAGAAUUAGUCAACAUGAACAAAAGAAAAUGAAUACCAAAGAAUAGCAGUGGAUUUGGAAAGGGAGCAAACAGCGUUUUGCUUGGCCAUCGUCUCACGUCCCAUCAUUGGAUUCUUACAACAUGCUUCAGUGGAGAAGACGACACUGCUGCCUUGCAAAGAUGACCUGGAAUACCAAAAGGUCUCUAUUUCGCACCCAUCUUAUUGGUCUGCUCUCUCUUGUAUUUCUUUUUGCUGUGUUUCUGUUUUUUAACCAUCACGACUGGCUGCCAGGCAGGGCAGGCUUUAGAGAAAAUCCCAUGACUUACACAAUACGAGGAUUUAGAUCUACAAAAAGCGAGAUGAACCACAGCUCUUUACGGAACAUGUGGAAAGACGCCGUACCUCAGACCCUCAGGCCUCAAAUAAUCACCAACCCCAACAACACUGACCUGUCACCACAAGGAGUAACUGGCUUGGAAAACACCCUCAGUGCUAAUGGAAGUAUUUACAGUGAGAAAGGUACUGGGCAUCCAACCUCAUAUCAUUUCAAAUACAUCCUCAAUGAGCCCGAAAAAUGCCAGGAGAAGGUUCCUUUCCUGAUUUUGCUCAUAGCUGCAGAGCCAGGUCAAGUGGAAGCCAGACAGGCCAUUCGACAAACCUGGGGCAAUGAAAGCCUAACGCCUGGCAUCCAAAUUGUUCGCAUCUUCUUGCUGGGGCUAAGCACCAAGACAAACGGGUACCUGCAGCGUACCAUACAGGAGGAAAGCAGACAGUACCAUGACAUCGUCCAACAGGAAUACUUGGACACCUACUAUAAUUUAACCAUUAAAACCCUGAUGGGAAUGAACUGGGUUGCAUCUUAUUGUCCAAGUGUUCCCUAUGUUAUGAAAACUGACAGUGAUAUGUUUGUCAAUACUGAGUAUUUAAUACACAAGCUUCUGAAGCCAGAACUUCCUCCGAGGCACAAAUAUUUUACAGGAUAUUUAAUGAGAGGUUACGCACCUAACAGGAACAAGGAUAGCAAGUGGUAUAUGCCACCUGAUUUGUAUCCAAGUGAACGUUACCCUGUAUUCUGCUCUGGAACUGGUUAUGUUUUUUCUGGAGAUUUAGCAGAAAAGAUCUUUAAAGUCUCCUUAGGCAUCAGACGUUUACAUUUAGAGGAUGUAUACGUGGGUAUCUGCCUUGCCAAGCUGCGAAUUGACCCCAUGCCUCCACCCAAUGAAUUUGUCUUCAAUCACUGGCGAGUUUCUUACUCCAGCUGUAAAUAUAGCCACCUAAUUACCUCCCAUCAGUUCCAACCUAGUGAACUGAUCAAAUACUGGAACCACUUACAACAGAAUAAGCACAAUGCCUGUGCCAAUGCAGCAAAAGAAAAAGCAAACAGGUAUCGUCACCGUAAACUGCACUAGCAGGACAACAUUCCCUCUGUCAAAUGUAUUCCAUGUGCAAUUUGUAAAUAUUGCUGAACGCAUGUACAGUGAAAAUGGAUGAGCUUAAUGGGACAGCCUUUAGUUGAUCCCCAUCACAUAGUGAAGUCUGAAAAUUAUUUUUUUAAUUUUAAAAAAGUAUAGUUCUUGAUAACACUAAUAUUAUAAAACCAUAACCAGAAGGUUUUCCCAGCAAAUUUGAGGAAAAAAUGGAGAUAUAACAUUAUUUGUGUUAAUGUGCAAUAAUAAGCAUGCACACUCCCGUGGUACAAUUGCUGACUUAUGUGCCAAUAAAAUCUAAUCGAGCAUAUUUUCCACACAAUUUUUGUUUUUAAGACAAUGCAUUCAUAGCUCUAGCUCUUUUAAAUGUAACCAUUUCUUGACUAGAAUUGCUAUAAGUAAAAUGAAAAAUGAGAAGCAAAGGAAAUGCACAAAGGGGAGAUGAAUCUUACCUUCAAAUACCACAUGAAAAUUACCACGCACUUCUUAAACAUGCAAUACACUUAGCAGUAUCACAUUUAAAAUUAAGACAUCACCAAAUGAACUCUAAAACAAUGCAGAAGUACUCUCUUAAAGUAAGCCCAGUUGUAGCAAGGUUGCUUUUUUUGGCUAGGAAAGAAAAAUAAAUGAAAACAAAGUUCAGAAAGCUACUACAUUGCACAUCUCCUUCUGAAACUCACAGCAGGUGUUCCCAAUUCAGCCCUAGUUUCUCCUCCGAGACAUGACAGAGUUACUCUCUACAAGUCAUAGGGUAAGCUCCUGAAUCCCGGUGUCAAGUAACAUCAGCACCUACACGCAAGUUCAUUGAAUCUGCUAUUAAUUUCCUCGCGUAACCUCAAGAUAGCUCAAAGGCUAAUAAGAAAUGCAAAAAGAAGCCUUUCACCAUAGUCUCAAAAACAUCCCAUUUUGUAGAAAGAGGGAGGAAGCCAACUGAACGUUGGCUUACUUGACUACUUACUUCCUAUCAGAAAAAUCAGAGCAGUCAAGUGAAAAUGGAUCUGCCAGAGGAAAUUAAGCCAAACUUCACCUUACAGACAGAGAGGACUAAGUCAUAAGAUUGACGUUUCCAGAUAGCAAUAUAGGCAAGAACAAAAUGGAAGAAAUUUUAAAAAUUUAAACUACAGCAUCUGCCACUGAAAACAAGAUGGGAGAAGUAGGUUAAAUCUAUUUACAGGUUUCCAAAUUUUUUAGCAAACAAUUUUUUAAUAUUAUUUUCCAGUGAAGCAGCGUUGUAUUGGAAUCUGGUUAUUGCUACUUGUCACAGUAAGCAAUACUCAUCUCUGAUUUAGCAGCAAAUGAUGGAACUGUGAUUACUUUUGUUUGACCGGUACUUUUUAAUUGGAUAAAAUACAACUAUUUGAUGUACUUUUAUUAUUUAAUAAAACUGAUUAUAUUUAUGGUCCUUCAGACUUCACUUUUUAAUGGUAAAGCUACUCAGGAGGAAAUUAAUUGCUAGCAUUAUCUGACUUGUCCUAAUUUCCCCUAAUUCUUAGUUUUCAUACCAUGUACAAUACGGAGAUUCCCUUUGUAACGAAACGGCAAUUCCGUUUCCCUUUGUAACGAAAAGAUGAAUCACAGUCUUGAGCACUCAGCAACCCUAGGAGUGUCUAUUUCCUGGAUCUUACACAUCUAAGCAGACGGUGUCACACUGAACCAGCUCUCCUAAGACAUGCCAGGUAGUCAUAUCAAAGAUGGCUAUUGGAAUUAGCUCUUCACCAUUUUUUCCAUGGUCCUCCAAUAAACCAUCAUCUGAUGUAUUUGAGGUACGAUAGUUAUAUAUUCAUGCAUUUCCAGGACACCUCAAAUAAUAGCAAUGGACACUUCUGGGGACAGCAAGUAUGCUUAACAGUAAAUCUCUGCAGAAAAGUAUUCUCAAACUACCCAGACUGAAAGUGCACUGACUUAGUUUCAGUGAAUGUUACAGGCAUUCACGUAACACAGCUGCAAAAGAACAAGUCUUUGGGAGUCUUCUUUUAGCACUCACUUGCAGUUCCCCUCGCACUCUGACUGCUUUCUUGAGCUAACGCAAGCCACACCUAAUAUCCCAGCUGAAAGCUGCCUGGCUUAUGUUAACUAUGCCCAUGUUCACUAUUAUUAUGCUAUACAAGUAGCAAACAAUCAAGUGAUUUUUAGACAACUGGAGAAAGCCAGCUACCAUCCAGGAGCUUUUGGUUCUAGAAGACAUACAGUCACGUAAGCACCACCUCCUUGAGUCAUGCCGGCCAAGGACACAGUACUCCCUCCUGGAGGGGGCUUCAACACCAUCCCUGCCUUCAGCACUUUCAAGCUAAAAUGUAAUAUAAUAUACUCUACUUGGACUUUCCCAACUCUGGCUUGUUCAAAAUGCUGUUACUGGCUUCUGGGUACAGUCCAAGAGGUUAAUAACUAAACCUUAAAUAGUUUGGCACUUUAAUUAUGAAGUUUGGCAGCCAAACAACCUCUGGGAUACUCCACUUUGGAGCUCAUGCACGAUACCAAUCUGCCCGAGUUCGGCAGAAUUAUGUUACAGUACCUAUGAGUUCAGCACGCUGAACUUCCUUCUAGUUAAAAUACUACCAAGAAGAUGCAAGAAAAGAAAAAAAGCCAUUUGUAACACUCUUCUAAGGGCCUGACGUAUUUUUUAGAAAUUUGAAGUAGUAUUUGGGUAUAAUUUGAAAAUAAUCUAUAAACAUACUCAAGCCAUUAUCUAAACAGUCAACAGCCACUUAAAUCUUUUGUGUCCAAGCAUGUUUUCUCACACAGUUUGUUGUGAAGCUUUCAGAAACAGGAGGGAGAGCCUGUAUGGUAAAAUAUGCAAUUACAGAAUGAAAGAUCUAUCUUCCAUUCUUUAUGUGUUGUUACCAUUCUCAGCUUGCAUUGAAGCCAUUCGCCCAAUGGAGAAGAGCACAAAAGCAGUUCAUGUUAAAAACAGUGCAAUCAUUAUUUAUGUCAUUAAAACCUUUGACAAGUUUUCUCACUUCCUAUCCAACGUUAAGCAGGACUAAAAAUGCAUUGUUAGUAGCAAUAGGAUAAAAGUUUCUAUUUAAGUUUAACAUAUCUGCAAUGCAGUAAAAAAAACCUGAAUAACGCUAGCCUGCUUACCAAGAUUUGUGUAAUAUUCUCUUUAAAUGUCUUGCUCUCUGUAUGUUUGUUUCGGUUUGAGAAGAAAUACGGGAAGAUCUAACGUGACUCUAAAUUUAUUAAAGGAAAUAUACAUUGUCAUCAGCACAAUCAUUAUGGCAAAGAAAUACUUUAAUCAAAGGAAGCAUGAUAACAAACUGAAUUUAGUAGUUUUUCUUCAUUUAACUUUCAGCUAAGGAUUUAAACAUUUACAUUAGACAACCAAAAUAAAGUUCCACAAAUAUCAUCCACCAACAACGGAACUGUUCACCUCCAAUUAUAUUGAGGGGUGAAUUAUUACUGAAUUAUUUGCAGAUCAUCCCACAUUACAUUUGAGUAUGGAAAGUGAACAAGUACAGCUGCUGGAGUAAGCAAGCCGAUCCUAUCCCCAACCAUUGAUCAAUUUCUCACAGAUGAAGUUCACAAUCUAUUCUACUAGGAAAAAAUAAUGCAGGUAAAGGUACUUUACUUGGUACUACUUCCAAGCCUCAGUGGUUGCUUUGAGUAAUUGAAAUGAGAUCAGUAUCCAUUAACAUCUUCACAUAAAUGUUAUGAAUUAUUCCUCUACUCCAAAAUUUAAAAUUAUAUAUGGCAGUGAUCUAGAAAAAUAAGACAGUAUGGUUGUCAGGUCAAGCUGAUUAAAACAGCAAUUUAAAAACUGUUUCUCUGCAAUGCAGACAAUGUGUUUCAGGCCAUCUUUAUGAAGUAUUUUCUUAACACAUAAUCAUGUGCUAUGUCUCAAAAUCAAUGCGAGAUCAGGCAUGGUAUGUGCAUGGGUAAAGAACCUGGAAGCCAUUGCUUUGGACAUCCCCCAACAGCAUCCCCACUGAUUUUCCCAAUACACUAACACAGCUCCCCAUCACGCUUAGAUCUAAAAUAUCUACAUUGUCCCACAGUGCAAAAAACAAAACACCACCAACAGAACACCAUAAUCUUAUCUCUAGAAUGAAUGCCCAUUGCAGUUUGUGAAAACUUCCCAAGAGGAGACAAAAGAGAAAUGAUGCUAAUAUAGAAGUUACUGCUUUUCACAUUCAAGCUAUUAGCAAGAACAGGCUUGUAACUACUAUGCUAAAGCGUCAACAGCUGUUUAUAUCUUUUUCAUUUUGAGAAUGCAUUUCUCAAUCCUUACUUCAUGCUGUCAGAUAACACAAGUAACCAUUGGGCAAUUUAUUUAUGCUAACUGCAGCUAUGGAAUUUUAAAAGCAUUAUCUUCACUUUUCAUUUCUGAUUUUGUACUUUGAAAGCAACAUGGGAUUUAGGUAGCAGAAAGUCUUAUCCUUCCUGACCCCAAUAAUUUCAGAUUGGGGAUCAUCCCUAUUGUACAUGGCAUUUGCUGUAUUACUACAGACAGAAUCUCUAGCCCAUCCAUUCCAGCCUCCAAUGUCCAGCUCUGCUUUGCAGGCCACUCAGUAAGGGGAGCAUGGGGAAAGGAGGGAGGCGGGGAGCUGCACCGCCAGCCAGGCAGUGCUGUACUGUGCAAAUGUAGGUCAGGAAGCAGAGAACAACCUCUUUGCUUCGCAACCAAGACAAGAACAAAUUUUAAAGGCUCUCCAUGACAGGAGGUUGGGGGAGAGCUGUGGAGAGCAACCUUGCAGCAGGUCAGUUAAAAAAGCUCUUGGAUGUGAAAAAACAGAAGAGUGAAAUGAAAACCACAGCAGCUGAUCAACACCGCACAGGUUAAAAAAUACACAUGCCCAAUGUGUAUGCCCCACAAUAAAAUUGGGCAGGCUUAGUCAUGAAGAACAGCACUGUAAGAGAGGCCAAAUUAGAAAGCAGCAUCUAAGCUUCUAAUGAUUAAUGUUUGCAUUUCUCCCCUUCUGGACAAAAUAAAAAUCUAAGGUAAAUUCAUUCCUGUGACUAAACUUCAGGCUUGUGUUUGCAGUACAAGCUUUUUAUUACACCCUGCACUGAAGCAAUUAGAAGAAAUGACGUGCUGGCAUGAGGAGCUAGUCAGGAAUUGCAGAGGGGCUACUUUACAUACAGGAGUGCCAACAGAAUCAAGUCAUAAGCACAGAGAACUGGAUCGGUUUUACCUAGGACGUGCAUUUCAUUUCCAGAGAAAGUGUUUGCUACGAAAGAAAGCCAGGCCCCGUACCACAUAAGUACCUUCUCCUCACAGUGAAAUGACUGCAAAAGAAUUCAGCUGAACAUGGGAUAGAGAUGAGAAGUACCACGUUGCCGUUCUCAUAUUACCAUGGCAACAGUUAAAAGAGCUCUCUUAAGCAGUUAAAUCUGACAGCUUUCAUGAUAACACUAACUGGAUGAUAGUAAUGAUGCGUUUCGCUCCACAAGCCAACCAGUGCACAAGUCAAACCGCAGGGUACGAGCCAUGCCCCUUGCUGCUCUUCCAGCACUGCCUGUGGUCAAAGCACUCUGACUGAGAUAGUAACCUCCAGUUACUUCUCUCAAAACAGGUCCCUCCAGCACAGGGAAUGCUCGAGGCUUAGAGCGUUAUGUAGUCUCAAAGGUUUCCAUUUGAAUGCUUAAGUCGUGCACAGACACUGUACGGAGUGGAGAAGUCAAGACUGCUUAAAUGCUUGAUGGGAAUGUUCUCAAAGGGCUCCAUUCACCUGGGAAUGCUUGAGAAAAGAAUACGCUUUCUACAAAGCGAACAAAAUUGCUGCUGCUGUCUUUUCAACACCAUUGGCUCGAGCAAGGAGGAGGAGGUGGCGGUGGCUGGUGACUUCCUAUAAUCCUUACACCAGUGUGUCACUAACACAGACUUGUUCAAAUAAAAAAACACUCCGCCUCACUGAAGGCCAAAGUAUACUGAUGAAUAUGAAAAUAUUUCUCUGAAGCUAAGUCCAUCAGGACAAUUUCAUCCAUCUCCUUGUAGCCUAUUUAAGCUUUGUCUAAUAUUAACUGACACGUCGGCUGUUUAACAUCAAUGUUCUGUGAACCACUCACUGUGAUCUCCCAGAUACUUAGCUUGGGCAUGAUGGAAGAGCUUCUACAUAUUUAUCUUAUUACAAAGAAGUGUGUGAAACAUAACUCACCCUAAUGUUCUGAGAAUAACAAGUUUGAUUUUGUCUUGCAAUUGACUCAAUAGAAAGAAGAUGAGAAAACUGAGAACAGUGUGAAAUCCUUAAAAGUUCAAAAUUUCCCAAGAUGACAAAUGGAUCAGAGGAAAUAGCUGUUUGCCAGAACGUAAGAGCUUAAUCUUUCCAAAAGAAAAGUCUUCAAAAAGUUGAGCAUUCCCAGUUCUUCCUGUAAACAUAUUAACAAAGUUUUGAAUUAUAUAUAUAUUUUUAAGAAGUCCGUGCCAUCACAAAAAUGCUGAAUUCCUCCACUCUUGAGAAAUCAACAACAACCUUCUUGUGGAAAGGCCAAAUGUUCCCACAUCACAAUAAACCCAAGGUUUAAAACAAGAAAAACUGACUGCCGCAAGAAAAGCUUUUUUAUUAAAAUACCAAACAAGUCACCAAGGAAAACAAAAACCUAACUCACUGCCGUUAUUAAAAAUUUAACAUAUCCAGCAUUUAAAUGAGAUCAGGUCUAAUAAAACAUUAAGAGUAA